Diachasma alloeum is the source of this 750-nucleotide messenger RNA. RefSeq lists its product as uncharacterized. Bases 1 to 750 code for a protein of 249 amino acids. The record is from RefSeq and is a predicted model, not a curated record. The transcript has a single exon. Lineage: Eukaryota; Metazoa; Arthropoda; Insecta; Hymenoptera; Braconidae.
AUGGUGACCACGUCUCCCGAUAUUCAAACGAUCAACACACUGACAACUGCCAUGGCCACGAUGAAACCCAAACUCAUCGCGAGAAUGUUCAACGCCGAAAAGCCCGCGCUAUGGUUCGCGCAGCUGGAGACGCAGUUUGCUGAUAUCGGGAUUGUAACCGAGAUAGAUAAGUACAAUAAAACGGUACCAUUAAUCGAUACAACUUAUGCAGCAGAAGUCGAAGAUUUAAUUGUCUCCAGACCUGUAACAAAUCCAUACCAAAGCCUGAAAACAAAACUAAUUAAAUGCUUUACAAAAUCCAGGACCGCGAAAAUCAUCCAAUUACUCGACAAUGAGAGCAUUGGAGACCGCACCCCAUCAAAGCAUCUCAGACACUUGAAAAGCCUUGUUCCAGGUAUUGACGACGAGAUCCUUGAAACACGUUGGUUGUCUCAUUUUCCCGAGCAGACGAGAGCCACGCUCGUAUCUCAGGAGAACGCAAGGGUUGAGGACCUGGCGAAGCUGGCAGACAGAGUACACGAGGUAUUCCACCCGAGCAGCGUCGCAGCCAUCACUACCUCAUUAGACAACGCGACCAACACAGCACUCCUCGAGCGAAUCGAACAACUGACGGCAACUGUUGCUGAGUUGCGAAUGCAUGAUUCACAUUCACGUUCACGCACACGUUCAGAUCACUCGCGUGGACAUCGCAGCAACUCACGCCGACGCCCCAGCUCCAGGAAAAUACCAAAGAAAUUCGACAUCUGCUAG